GCUUGUGUCUAAGUUUUGGCUACGACUGAACGAGGGUGGGAGGUGGCGCGAGAGCGAGGUGUGCGUGCAUGACAUAAACGUUGGAGGGUCCUGAGGGGAUGGUUCAAACCCCCAAAAGUAGUUGAGCAAGGGAGACCAACAUCCAACAGUGAACCAUCACCUCCUGGCUGUCAGCCGUGAGUAACAAAGACCAGAGUAGUGCAGCUGUAAAAGGGGGUUUGGCAACGCAAGCAGUGCGGGAAUAUUGCACCAGACAUUAUAGCCUACUUUUCUCAAAUUGCAUGCGCUAGUAUGUCUUCUUCGGUUGCAAGAGAAGCUUAAGUUGAUUGUCUUGGUGCUAAAGCUCUGAUAAGGAAGUCAUGAACAGGGAAAAGGUUCAGGUGGGAGACGUCUCAGUUGCUGCUCCGCCGGCGUCGGGUGUGACUGCCCAAACAGCUGUGAUCGUCGUGGCGGCUGCGGAAAGCAUGGACAAUCACGGCGAGAAGCGGCUCUCUGCCAACGCACUGUCGGUGUUUUCCUGCCCCGGGGGUAGAGACAUACUGCAAGCGGACAGUCGAAACAACUCUCCACGUCAAGAGCCGGCUCCGGUAGCAAUGCCAAUGCUUCACCGGACCACUUCAUUUUCGGUUUUGGACAUUUUGGACCCAAAUAAAUUUACGAGCAAAAAGCCAAAUCCUAACCGGACAGGCAGCGAAUUCGCCUUCGGGACAGAGAACCGUGGAGGUGAUGACUCGAAUCAUGAUGUAGAGCAGAAGUCUUAUGCAGACGACUAUGACACAUGUCAAAAAUCUACAGGACUAAAGGAGGGGUUCAUGUGUGCCUACAGAUCCGAAGAAUGCGAGAAUGAUUUCAAAAGAGGCUCCCACUCUGACAGCGAGAUGCAGGAUGACGUGUGUAGUGAGGAGAGCAGCAGCGCACUAACUGGAAACGCGGAGGGGGAACUGGGACACCAUGAUGACGACGACCAGGCGAGCAAGAGCCCAAGAAGUCCUGGUGGACAGCAAACUCAACAGUCAGGGUCGAAUGGACAAAGUAAUCAAGGAAAGCCGAAGAGAAAGCGCUCUGGCUCCGAUUCAAAGUCGGGUAAGCCCCGAAGGGCCCGGACAGCAUUCACUUACGAACAACUUGUUGCACUGGAGAACAAAUUCAAGUCCACCCGAUACCUCUCUGUGUGUGAGAGGCUCAAUUUGGCACUGUCACUCAGUUUGACUGAAACUCAAGUCAAAAUCUGGUUCCAGAACCGACGGACCAAGUGGAAGAAACAAAACCCUGGCGCAGAUACCAGCGCCCCGACGGGCGGUGGCCAGAACGGCCAGAGCAAUGGACUAGGAAGCCUGAGUCCACUCAGCUCGUCUCCUCCCAUGAGCCAUCUGUCAAUGCACACGGGCUACCCAGGUCACGGACCAGGCGGGCUAGUCUGCACCACCCAAUUACCCUUUCUGCCAAGUCAUGCGGUACUGUCACCUUUCAUGUUAGGAUCUCAGACUUACGGAGCGCCUGCGUUUUACACUUCUCACCUGUAAAGAUAUGGAGAUACGUUUAGAGUUUUGCGCCCAAACAUCAUGUUUUCGGAGGCGUCUAAAAUUCACCGAUAUUAUCAAAAUAAUUGACUCAAAUGAGAUAUGAAUUUAAUAACCAUAUUAAACGUAUGGUUUUAGAGAACUAAAGACAUGCCCUUAACUAAAGACUUCUUAAAUGCACUUGAUGCUGUAGAUGGGAAGAGCUUUGAACAUUUCAUGUUGUUGUUUCGUCAAGGACAAGUGCUCGAAGAAAAUCAACCUUUACCAAGGAAAGAAGAUUUUGUUGUAUUUGACUUUUGAUUUCAUUUUGAUAGUAUGUGAAUACUCGGGGUCAAAAUGUACAUACAGAUGUUGACAAAUAUAUGUCUAGCUUUUAAUUUCGAAUGCAGUUCAUACAUAUUAGAGUUGAAAAAAUAGGCUUACAUGAUGUAUAUAAAUAUCGUUCAUUUACAUCUGGAAUGGCUUGACAUAUUGUAAUUACUGUGUAACUAAACUGUGAAAGUUUAAUAUGAUUAUUUUCAUAAGUUUUCCCUAUUCAUUUAUUAUAUAGGCCUAUAGUUAAUCUACCUGAGAAUAUUUGGCUCCAAUGAAUGCUAAUUUCAUCUGGACUCGUCUUUUAUAGUAUAAGACAAAGUAAAAUAAAACAAUAGGCUAUCAUUUACUAACGAAUAAGCUACUUUAAUACAAAUAUUAAAUCGAUUAAAUCUUUCUUAGUUGAUUUUUUUCUCUCCCCCCUUUCCACCAAAUUAAAGGACAUUUUGGAACUGAAGACAGUAUCUUUUCACCUUUUUUUAAUGAAAUGGUUAACUCCACUUA
Molecule: messenger RNA, 2336 nt
Organism: Oncorhynchus keta (chum salmon)
Lineage: Eukaryota; Metazoa; Chordata; Actinopteri; Salmoniformes; Salmonidae
Gene: nkx1-2b
Product: NK1 transcription factor related 2-like,b
Exons: 2
Coding region: 360-1523 (387 amino acids)
Biological process (GO): regulation of transcription by RNA polymerase II; cell differentiation
Cellular component (GO): nucleus
Molecular function (GO): DNA-binding transcription factor activity, RNA polymerase II-specific; RNA polymerase II cis-regulatory region sequence-specific DNA binding
Source: RefSeq, a predicted model, not a curated record